This is a messenger RNA of Dioscorea cayenensis subsp. rotundata (Guinea yam), 1059 nucleotides long. RefSeq names its product prosaposin-like. The coding region runs from base 134 to 829 and encodes 231 amino acids. The record is from RefSeq and is a predicted model, not a curated record. The transcript is spliced from 6 exons. Gene Ontology annotation, biological process: lipid metabolic process. Lineage: Eukaryota; Viridiplantae; Streptophyta; Magnoliopsida; Dioscoreales; Dioscoreaceae.
UUUUUUUAGGCCUUGUCCUGCUCUUCCCCUUCAAUUAAUUGAUUUCCGGAGUUAUAAACCCUAGAUCUGGGGAUAAUCGAUCAGCAAGCGAAGCCCAUCGUGUUGCCAUCUUCAAUCGAAUCAAAGAACGGUGAUGGCUCAAAAAAUUGGUGUUUUGUUUCUGUUUAUAUUGGCUGUCAGCUACUUUGAUGUUGAUGCAAGGGGUUUAUUGGCCUCUGAUAUUACAGAGUAUAAUAUCCAUGGAAGUGAAAAUAAGCUCUCUGAGGCUGUUGGAAAUCAUUAUCAGUUAUGCACAUUAUGUGAAGAGUUUACAGCAGAGGCUACCAUUUUUCUUGCCGAAAACAAGACCCAGACAGAGAUAAUUGCCUAUUUUCAGAAGGCAUGUUCCAGACUGCCAUCCCUUGAGCAGCAGUGCAUUAUAUUGGUGGACUUCUAUGGAUCUCUUUUCUUUCAUGAGAUCUCCAUAAUACGCCCUGCAGUGUUCUGCCAAAAGGUUGAUCUGUGUGAGAAACAAUCUGUUGUUCUAUCCAAGAGCAAUAAUACCUGCAAUCUUUGUCGUCAAGUUGUUGAUGAGGUGCUCAGCAGACUAAAAGAUCCAGACACACAGUUUGAGAUCAUCCAUUUUCUUCUCAAAGAAUGCAACAAGGUAGAGAAUCAUGUGCAAGAGUGCAAAAGGAUCGUCCUGCAGUACGGUCCAUUAAUACUAGUAAACGGCGAGAAAUUCCUCGAGACAAAUGACAUUUGUUCUACCAUUCAUGCUUGCGAACCGAGCAAGGUUGAAGCUGUUGGAUCGACACAAGGCGCCGAAACUCUGUUGGCUGAUGCUUGAAGCAAUGGAAGUCGAGAAAUUUGGUGGGGAUUGAAUGUGGAGGUUGAAGGAGUUGCUUGUAAGAAUGUCAUUGCUGCAAAAUAACAUCUUUUACCACUUUGUUCUUUUGUUUAUAAAUUUAUAUUUCUUAUUAGUUAUCAUGUAAAUUUAAGUUCUGGUCUUCUUGUUGAAUUGGGAUUUCAAAGUUCAUGCUUGGAAAAAUUGGAAAAAAUAUAUCUAGAGUUUAAGAA